Messenger RNA from Colius striatus (speckled mousebird), 5393 nucleotides. It is a transcript of the gene RECQL5, whose product is annotated as RecQ like helicase 5. The transcript is spliced from 19 exons. Gene Ontology annotation, cellular component: chromosome; cytoplasm. Gene Ontology annotation, molecular function: 3'-5' DNA helicase activity; ATP binding; four-way junction helicase activity. Gene Ontology annotation, biological process: double-strand break repair via homologous recombination. Lineage: Eukaryota; Metazoa; Chordata; Aves; Coliiformes; Coliidae. The record is from RefSeq and is a predicted model, not a curated record. The coding region runs from base 311 to 3304 and encodes 997 amino acids.
CGUCUGGGCUCCUGUCGAGCUGUGGGGGUGAUAACUGCAGGAGUUGGUGUCAUCCCUGUUUCGAGGCGACGUGUCACCCACUCUCCAAGCUCAUUGGAAGUCAUUGCGGUGCUGUAGGAGCAGGACACGUGCUGCACACAAGCUGCCUGAGCAGCAUCCUGCCUCCUCCUCUCUGCAUGUGUGUUGUAACACCACUAUUGCAUCGACCAAGAAAUAGGAAAUGUUCAAGUGCAGUGUUGUUGGUGUCUCCUCUGGAGGCAUCUGCCAGCACCUUUGUGGCACAUGAGGUGAGAAGGAUGUCUUUGUAUGCAUGCCCACAGGGGCAGGGAAAUCCUUGUGCUACCAGCUUCCUGCAGUUCUGGCAGUGGGCAUCACCAUUGUCAUUUCACCUCUGAUUGCACUGAUUCAGGAUCAAGUGGAUCACCUGCUGGCUCUGAAGAUCAAAGCUUGCUCUCUGAACUCCAAGCUUUCUGCCCAGGAAAAGAAGACCAUCCUGGCUGACUUAGCAAGUGAGAAGCCCCAAGUAAAGCUCCUGUACAUCACUCCAGAGAUGGCAGCUGCCUCUUCCUUCCAACCUACACUGAACUCUCUGGUGUCCCGAAACCUCUUGUCCUACCUGAUCAUUGAUGAGGCUCAUUGUGUCUCCCAGUGGGGACACGAUUUCCGCCCCGACUACCUGCGGCUGGGCACCCUGCGCGCCCGCAUACCCCGCACCCCCUGCGUGGCCUUGACUGCCACUGCCACCAGGCAGGUCCAGGAGGACAUUGUGGCAGCACUCAAGCUGAAGCAGCCACUUUCCACCUUUAAGACUCCUUGCUUCAGGUCAAACUUGUUCUAUGAUGUGCAGUUCAAAGAGCUCUUGACUGAUCCAUACACCAACCUGAAGGAUUUCUGUCUGAAGGCACUUGAAGUGAAGAACACCACUGGGGUGUACUCUGGCUGUGGCAUCGUGUACUGCAGGAUGAGGGAUGUGUGUGACCAGCUGGCUAUCGAACUGAGCUACCGAGGGGUGAAAGCCAAGGCUUAUCACGCAGGACUCAAAGCAGCUGAUAGGACUUCAAUCCAGAAUGAAUGGAUGGAGGAGAAGAUCCCUGUUAUUGUUGCAACCAUCAGUUUUGGGAUGGGAGUAGACAAAGCCAAUGUCAGAUUUGUUGCCCACUGGAAUAUUGCCAAGUCAAUGGCUGGAUAUUACCAAGAGUCUGGCAGAGCUGGGAGAGAUGGGAAGCCAUCCUGCUGCCGCCUCUAUUACUCGAGGAAUGACCGGGAUCAAGUCAGCUUCCUGAUUAAGAAGGAACUCUCUAACAUCCAGGAAAAAAAAGGCACCUUAAAAGAUUCCGACAAGGCUGUGAUGACAGCUUUUGAUGCCAUUGUGAGCUUCUGCGAGGAGCUGGGCUGUCGCCAUGCUGCCAUAGCAAAGUAUUUUGGUGACGACACCCCUCCCUGCAACAAGUGCUGUGACUACUGCAGGAACCCCGGGGCAGUGAAAAGACAACUGGAGUCCCUGGAACGCUGCAGCAACAACUGGAGCAGAACCUGUGUUGGUCCUUCAGCUGCCUCCUGGGACAGCUACGACCCAGAGCUGUAUGAAGGCGGGAGGAAAGGCUGCAGAGGUUUUAGCAGGUAUGAUGAGGAGAGCAGUGGGAACUGGGAUGAAGCCAAUGAAGAGAAUCGCAAACGGGAGUGGGACAACUUCUACAAAAAGCAGAUGAGUCUGCGCAAAGGCAAAGAACCAGAAAAGGAAGAUUUUGUUCCUCCAAGUGCAGGCUGUCCCCUGAAGGAUGCCAGCAGCAGGAGGAUCUCUAAGCUCACUGUGAAGGGACGGGAACACUGCUUGAAGAUGCUGGAAGAAGCUUUGAACACCAAUCAAAAGGUUCCAGCAGCAGGAGGAGAAGAGUCAGACCCUCGUGCCUGUGCUGUGGAACUGGAGUACGAAGCUUUCCGAAGCAGUAAAAUGGCCAAUUCCUACAAGGCAACGGUGCUGAAGAAGGUAGCAGAAAUCAACAAAGCCUCAAAACAAGGAGAGUUGUUCUCAGUCUUUGGGGCUGGAACUGCUGGCAACAGCAGCUUGGAAACAAAAUCCGGGUCUCUAGCAGAAGAGGAUUUCCUGCCUGCAUCCCAGGUUUACUCUUUCAAACCCAAGCGUGUGGGAGCAGGAUUUCCAAAGCAGUCCAGCUUGUUUCAGACAGCUUCAGAGCUGCUGAAGAUCCAGGAGAGUGACAUAAAGCCCGUCAAAAAAGAAGAAGAUUGUCCAAAUGGGCAAGACAACAGCAACUGCAGUGUGGAACUGGACACCAGAAAGCCUGUUCCCCAGAAGAAAGAACCAGGAACCAAAGAAAUGUGUGAGAGUGCAGGGAUAGAGGGACUCCUUCCUGAAAACAAAGGACAGCAGCCCAGUGCAGACACAAAAGCUGCCCUUUGGGACAGCCCUCCUAAGAAGUCCAAACGGAGCAAGAAGCAGCAAAUGCUGGCAGAAGCUGCUAAAAAAGAAUCACAGGAUAUUUCCAAAUUCUUCUCCCUCCCCAAAGGUGGGUCUAAAGCCAAAAUUUGCAGUUCAGCAGGGGCAGGUGGCUGUUCUGCAAGCACACUACCUCAGCUUUCUUCUCAAAGCACAUGUCAAGAGAAAGCAAUACCUCAGGAAAACAAAGAUGUCUGUGGAGAAGAUGGGACUGAACAGUCCCAGGCAGAGGAUGAAGAACUGGGAGAGACAGAAGUAACACUGACUGAGAGAGAGGAGGAUUUUAAGACCCAACAGGCUGCUGAACCUGAACUCCCUCUGGAAGAACUUGAUGUACAAUCCAGUGCUGCUGAAAGUGCCCCAGAGACUGAGCUCUGUGUUGCUGGAGAAGGGGAGAGCGGGAAGCGACCGGGACCAGAUGAGGAUCUGGAAAGUCCAGCAACAAAGAGGCAACGGACAGUGGCAAAAUCUUCCAUUCUGUCCCAGCCAGAAAGCAAAAGUGUUGGUCCAGUAAAGAAGAAGGUGACUUUUGACCCAAACUUAUCACAGUGUGAUAAAGAAGGAACAAGCAAGACUGUGCAGCCGGUGCCCAAAGGCACAUCCCUCAAGGAGACAGCAGACAUCGUCGUCAAAUGUUUGACCCCAUUCUACAAGGGUGGCAAAUUUGCUUCCAAGGAUCUGUUCAAGGGCUUUGCUCGGCACCUCUCCCACUUACUGGCCGAGGAGCAGGGCCCUGCCCGCAGGACUGUGAAGGAGGAAGCACAGAGACUCAUCAAGGAGUUUUUCAGAACAAGGGUCAGGUGUGAGAGCGAGACAGACUGGGAGGAGCUGCAGAGCUUGGAGAGCUGAUCCCUGCAUCCUGCUGUGCCUUCCUCCAGCAGCAGGACCUCGAGGAACUCGGCCAUGGAGGCUUUCAUGAAACUCUGCUUUCUGUUCCCACUGCAUCUUUGCUCACUCAGUGACACACACUUCCAGGAAACCAGUUUCUGUGCAAGUAUGGAGAGUUUCUCCAGUGGCCUGGGUGCCGAAGCACUGAGAGGUGUGAAGUCUGCGUCUGCUGUGUAGGUCAGGGGCUGCUGCCUCAGAUGUUCUGCAGAGUCUCCAACCUCUUCUCCUUGCAGCCUUUCUAACUGGGACUCUGGGAUGGCAUUUUGCUCCCCAAAAAGCUCCUCCCUUCACCCCCCAUCUCUUAGUUCUCGUUUCAGCAUUACCAGUAGCCACCUUACAUGACCAGUUGGGUGCUUUGCUCAGGGCUGCCAGCCACGACCUUGAUAGUUUUGUUCCUGGAUGGAAAGUUUUCCCUUGGAGGGCAGGAGGGGAGUGUUUUGUUUCCACCUUGCAGGCAGUGCCUGCUUUCUGAAGGUGGAGAAACUCAGAUUCUUUUCCUUUUAUUUUGAACUUUGUUUAAAGUGUAUCUAGUUGUGGCUGCCCUCUGACAGAAGCCGUGAUGCUCUUUCAGUGUCAGCCUCUCCAACAGUGGCGUGGAGGCUGCCAGCACCUUUCCAACCCCUAAAGCCAUAUUUGCUCCCUGUGCCUCACCCACAGUCUGCAGUAGAGGGCGCUGCUGUCCUUAGGAUGCUGCGGUGGCCCUCAAACUCAGCUGUGGUGCCUCUGCUGCUAUAUUUAUAUAAGGGCCUGAAACUUAGGGUAUUCCUGGGCUUGAAAUAACUUGAUUCUUUGGCAGAAGUCCUUUCUGUUGGGUUUUUGUUGGGUUGUGCCUUUGUUCCAUGGCUAUAGAGGCUGGUGGCCUCAGGCAAGAGCACUGCUAGAGGAAUCUGCAGCCUGAGGGGCCAUCAGACAGGCUUCUGGAUCACUGUGCUCAACAGCUGUAGGGUUUUUUUAAAUGUCCUUAAGGGUGUGUGUAGGACUGACAAUAAAACAGGGUUACAGCUGCUGUGGACUCUUCCUGGAAGCUUUUUCUUUCCUCUCAAUGGUACAGACUGGUCUAAGAUACAUCAAUGUGCUAUGAAUGUAACAGGAAAGCUCCCAAAGGGGCUGGUUAAGGCACAGGGUUGUGUGACAAAGUGUUUUAUCACAUUGUGGGGCAUUUCUAACCAGAUGGGUUGUGUUUCUGUGGAAGGCAGCAAAAGCUCAGAGAAAGAGAAGGGCAAUAAGGAUAAAUUAAUCUUCAUCUGCCCUCUUCUGUCUUACCUAUCCCUGUGGUGCUUUACCUGAGCCAGUAGAACUGUUGACAGGGGAGGGGGGAACAUGCUUCAGCUGAGACCUCACAGAUCACAGUGAGCAGCACCCAAAGGGAAGUUCCUGCCAGGGCAGGUGCUGUAGUGACUGGCAUCAGCUCACCAGCCAGGAGGUGGCUGUGUAUCAGGGCUUGCAUUGAGCACCUCAGAUCUAUCCCCAGCCACAGGGACCACACUGACCACCUUUUCCACCAGCUUUGCCAGUUACCUGUAGGUCCAUUUUACCAUGUUAGAUGCAAACCAAUGUGUGUAAUUGCCUCAAAACAUCUCUGUGGGAUUAUUUUAUUGCAAUCUCCUAAAAUGCAGAUUCUUCUGGAGGACAGCUGUAGCAAUAAAAAUAAAUUAAGUGGUUUUGUACAGCCCAGCUCCCUCUGCUGUAAUACAAAGCAUUCUCCAUGGGCAGGGAGCCAGCCUGGGUGCCAGCUGCAUGGCCACAACUGACUUCACGAUAGGAGAGGGAAACAGGCAGCUAAUUAUGUCAGUAGGAAACCAACAAUAAACUUUCUUACCAUUGCAGCUCAAUCUGUGGCACCAGCAUAUGUGGUAAUUGCAUAUUAACAUGGAUCUGCUUUGCAAUUAAGAUGCUUUCUACAAGCUCCUCCAUCAUAAAUCCUGCUCUAGGGCCUCUUGCACAUCACUACAGUGAAAAGGUGGCCUGUGGCAAAUGGCAGCAGUCAGCGGUGGGCUCAGCUGUGGUGUUGUACAGGAGUGUUAGCCAGCAUCAGUCUUUGUUCAUGGUA